AUGACUGAAAACCUCCCAUACAUGCAAGCAUGUCUCGGCAGUGCAGCAGCUUGUUUGAAAUGCGCUGAGAACGCAUCCGGUGAAGGAUGUUCCAAACAAUGUCGCACUAACGCUGAGCUCGCAUCGUGUACUGCAAAGCUUAUGUCGAUUGGUGCUCCCGAAGUGAAAGCGUUGGUUGAUAUGACCAGGGCGUCAUCGGACAAAUGUUCUGAGAUGUGUGGAAAGCAUGACAACGACCACUGUCAGGCAUGCGCUAACGCUGCUCGGCAACUUGCAGAUUCAUUGCGGAUGUAUCAGGAGUCAAACUCUUAA
Paraglomus brasilianum is the source of this 312-nucleotide messenger RNA. NCBI's taxonomy places the organism in Eukaryota, Fungi, Glomeromycota, Glomeromycetes, Paraglomerales, Paraglomeraceae. The record is from the annotation of a GenBank genome assembly.